AUCACCCGACUGCCACAUAGUCUUUCAGCACAAGGGGAGGAAGGAACAAAAAAAAACAAUGGGUGUAUUACCACUCUUGCUCCUGUCGGGGUCACUGUUUCUCUGUGGUCAUGUAGAGGCCCAGACCGCUGCUGAAAUGCUGAAAGACGCAGCCCUCCAGUGGAAGGGACCUCUGACCUGCGAAAAAUGGGACUGCAAUUGUACUUUUAACCGCCAGCGUAGCUGCUGCUGUGCAGCCAAUGAUAUGCACCAAAUAGAAGAAGAAACCUUUACUAGGAUUAAGAAUUUGUGGCACAAAAUCAACACACUGAAUAACAGAGUACAGGCUUUCACAGAUGGUUUCAAAGUUGCUUUCAAGGCCUCUAUGGAUCCAAGUAUUGCCAUUCUAGCUCCUGGAUCUACUGACUAUUGCUUUGGCCCUUUCAAUGCCAAUAUGCCAAUCCCAUAUGCCUCUGUAACUCUUAACACUGGCAACGGGUACAACCCAUCUUUGGGUGUCUUCACUGCCCCUGCUCCUGGUACUUAUGUGUUUUCCUUCACAGUCUACUCCUCUGUGGAACAGAACGGACGCCUCUACCAUAAAGUCCAGCUGAUGAAGAAUGGGGUGAUAGUGGUCGGUGUGUGGGAGAACAAUCGAGAGGAUAGUGAAGACAGUGCUACUCAGGUUGUAGCCCUGGAGCUGCUGCGAGGUGAUCAGGUCUACCUGGAGCUGAUGUCUGGGAGGAAACUCUGCACAUCUCUGAACUACAAUAUCUUCACUGGUUACAUAGUUUACCCCUACAUUAAUCAGUGAUGCACCAGCUGCAGAUUCAGGCUACUUUACUUAUAUGAAUCACGUUAUCUGCAUACAACUGAGAAGUAAAGAAUUAUUUUUGUCCCCACCAGAUGUAGGUUUUUGAUCUACAUGUUCCACAGUUCAAGAACCCCAGCUGUAGUUAUAAGCAAGAUCGGCAUAUCCACAUGAUCAAACACAGAAGAUACACAUUUUUUGCAAAAAAUUGUGCUUUGAUUUAUUUGAAAUAAAACAUGUAUGCAUGUGAAUGAAUGACAUAAUAAAAGUGUAUC
This is a messenger RNA of Melanotaenia boesemani (Boeseman's rainbowfish), 1065 nucleotides long. RefSeq names its product cerebellin 18 (gene cbln18). The transcript has 7 exons. The coding region runs from base 59 to 793 and encodes 244 amino acids. The record is from RefSeq and is a predicted model, not a curated record. Lineage: Eukaryota; Metazoa; Chordata; Actinopteri; Atheriniformes; Melanotaeniidae. Gene Ontology annotation, molecular function: protein binding.